This is a messenger RNA of Daucus carota subsp. sativus, 2353 nucleotides long. RefSeq names its product glucan endo-1,3-beta-D-glucosidase ARB_01444. The record is from RefSeq and is a predicted model, not a curated record. Gene Ontology annotation, molecular function: endo-1,3(4)-beta-glucanase activity. The transcript has a single exon. NCBI's taxonomy places the organism in Eukaryota, Viridiplantae, Streptophyta, Magnoliopsida, Apiales, Apiaceae. The coding region runs from base 137 to 2182 and encodes 681 amino acids.
ACCAACCAAGAAAACAGAUCAAGAUUAGUAAAAAAAGUCAACUUUAACACCUCACUUAACAAACCAGUAAGAACCUCAACUCCACUAUAAAACCCCCACACUGACCAAACCCUCCUCUCCACCACCACAAACCACCAUGUCUCUGCCGCUAAACCACCACAUUGCACCACCAUUUGUCUUCCCCAGUGUCAACUCCACAGUCCUCCCUGAGCCCUCAACUUUUUUCUCACAUCACCUCACUAAAAGCCCAUUACCCACAAACUCAUUUUUUCAAAACUUUGUGCUAAAAAAUGGUGACCAACAUGAAUACAUUCACCCAUACAUAAUCAAAUCUUCACUUUCUUCACUUUCUAUUUGCUACCCUUCUUUGUUUUUGAGCACAUCUUUCUUUUACCAAGUUUUCAUCUUGGACCUCACAUUUUCAAUUUUGAACAAUUCGAACCCAAAUUCAACUCAUGUGGUGUCUUCUUACGAUGAUUUGAGUGUUACUUUGGAUCUUCCUUCAAGUAAGCUGAGAUUCUAUCUUGUUAGAGGUAGCCCUUUUGUUACUUGUGAAGUUCUUGAUAAAGUUGAGAUUUUGAUUAGUACUAUUCAUGCAAUUCUUGAUUUUUAUGCUAAUAGUGAGAAAACUAAGUAUACUAUUAAGCUUAAUAAUAAUCAGACUUGGGUUUUGUAUGCUUCGUCGUCGAUUAAGUUAAGGCAUGAUGGUUCUAGGAUUACUUCUAGUGCAUUUUCGGGUAUUAUUCGUGUUGCUGUUGUGACUAAUACUGAGAAUGAGGUGGUUCUUGAUCGGUUUAGUUCUUGUUAUCCGGUGUCUGGUAGGAGCUCGUUUAAGAAGCCUUUUUCGAUGAGGUAUAAAUGGGAGAAAAGAGGGUGGGGGGAUUUGUUAAUGCUGGCUCAUCCUCUCCAUAUUAAGCUUCUUAAGAAGAGUAGGAAGGUUACUGUUUUGGAGAAUUUUAAGUAUAAAAGUAUUGAUGGGGAUCUUGUUGGAGUUGUUGGUGAUUUCUGGGUGUUGAAGACGGAGCCAGUGUCUGUGACUUGGCAUUCAAUUAAAGGUGUUAAAGAGGAUUCGUAUUGUGAAAUACGUAAUGCACUUAAAAAAGAUGUUGAAGUCCUUGAUACGAAAACAAUGGGAACAAAUUCUUCGUACUUUUAUGGAAAAUUGGUGGCGAGGGCAGCAAGAUUUGCUUUGAUAGCUGAAGAGGUGUGUUAUCCGGAUGUAAUUCCAGCAAUUAAGAAAUUCUUGAAGGAUGCAAUUGAACCAUGGUUAGAUGGGACUUUUGGGGGCAAUGGUUUCUUAUAUGAUGAGAAAUGGGGUGGAAUUGUGACUAAACAAGGAUCAACUGAUACUGGUGGGGAUUUUGGGUUUGGAAUAUAUAAUGAUCACCAUUUUCAUCUCGGGUACUAUCUUUAUGGAAUUGCAGUGCUUGCAAAAAUUGAUCCUGCUUGGGGAAGGAAAUAUAAGCCACAGGCUUAUACGCUAAUGGAGGACUUUAUGAAUUUCAGGAAGAAAAAGAAUUCGAAGUAUACUCGUCUGAGAUGUUUUGACUUGUGGAAGUUGCAUUCUUGGGCUUCAGGAUUGACUGAAUUUGCAGAUGGAAGAAAUCAGGAGAGCACGAGUGAGGCAGUGAAUGCUUACUAUGCAGCUGCUUUAAUGGGGUUGGCAUAUGGAGAUGCCCAUCUUGUCGCUACUGGCUCAACAAUUUUAGCAAUGGAGAUUCAGGCAGCACAAACUUGGUGGCAUGUGAGGCAGGGAGAUGAGUUGUAUCCUGAAGAGUAUACAAAGGAGAACAGGAUACUCGGUAUUUUAUGGGCUAACAAGAGGGACAGCGGGCUGUGGUUUGCUCCACCUGAAUGGAAAGAGUGCAGGCUGGGAAUUCAACUCCUACCAUUACUACCUGUUAGUGAGGUGUUAUUUUCUGAUGUCAAGUUUGCGAAGGAACUUGUAGAAUGGACAUUACCAGCUUUAGCUAGAGAAGAUGUUGGAGAGGGGUGGAAGGGGUUUUUGUAUGCUUUGGAAGGGAUAUAUGACAAACAUGGUGCCUUAAAAAAUAUUAAGAAGUUGACUGGCUAUGACGAUGGUAACUCCCUUACGAACCUCUUGUGGUGGAUUUACAGUAGAGGUGAUGGAGAAGAGGGGUCUCAUGGAAGUUUUUGCUCGUAUAAUCACAUUUGUCACUAACCAAAUUAUUGAUCAUCUUGGUGAUACUAAGCAGACUUAGUAAGAUGAUCGACGCCUUUCAUUCUAUUUGUAUCAUGAUUGCUAUUUUUUUCGGUUUAAUGUUUUUUUUGUAUGUUUUGGGCAAUUUAUUACAUGAUUUAAACAUAUUAAUGUUUUUUUUUGUUUUUAUCA